GACUGUGACAGUGGGCAUAGCAUACAUGCAUAUAGUGUUACACACUGCUGAAAGACGAACCACUUCGACGUACAUGAAUGUCCAUGUGCUGUGCUGUAAGAUCCAAACUCAGCAACACAGAGGACAAAUGAAAGGUUUGUUCUGAGGGGUCAUGAGUGGCUACCUGGUUUUCGGUCUGUUUUUUUUUUUUUGUUUUUGUUUUUUUUACGAGGACACGUUCAACCAAGAAGUACAGCAGAGAAUGAAUACUGGCAAACAGGGGAAUCCUAUAACAGCUUGUCCAUGGUCCCGCUUCCUUCAGUAUUAUGUGACUCUAGAUUUCUGCCUGAAGGUCGCUCAGGACGUGCAAAAGAAGAAAUCCCUGUGCAGCCCAGAAACGUGAGAACACGCUAAUGGAGGGAUAAACGAAGGGAUUGAGACGAAGAUGAGUGUAGGAGAGAAAAGGUGUGCCGACUUCAACUCCUCAUACAGAGCGUCAGUGUGCGAAGACCACCCACCUGUACGUCAUCUCAUCUUUAUAAAAGACUGAGGAGGACUGACUUGGACACUGGUUUAUCUUUAACCUGGCCAGUACACCUGUGAUCUGAGUGGCCUCCCUGGGACUUACAGAUUGCUGAUAGCGAUGAUGAUCAUCCCUCGUGGCCUGUGUCUUGUCCUGAGAGACGUUGUUACCAGCGCUCAUCUCUUCCUGCUGGAAUUCAUAGGCACAGUCCUCUUCCUGUCCACUAGCCUAUCAGCUGUCUUGGUGCUGCCUAUCACUGGAAGACCAGGACUAAAUCUGAGGUCUGCUCCCAACCAGAGCCACCUGUCUGCAGGUGUGCACCAGUCUGGACUUGCACCUGUUUCAUUUUUGUGUCCCCUGCAGGUGGCACUGGUCUUUGGUCUGUCUGUUGCCAUGUCAAUUGUUUGUGUGGGCGGAGGAGCUCAUCUGAACCCGGCAGUUACCCUAGCAAUGGUCCUCAGCCUGAGGCUCCGUUUGUGGAAGGCAGCGCUAAUUAUAUUUAGCCAGCUGUUAGGGGGCAUGGCUUCUGCAGCCGUGCUGCUGGGACUGAUUGGAGACUUGACACCAGCUCUUAACCAGGUGUCCUCAGGUGUCCAGCUUCACCAGGCAGUUGCCUUGGAAACGUUAGUGACCUUCCAGCUGGUUCUGGUUGUCCUGGCGACCAUUGACAUUCCCCUGCCGGCUGUAGUGUCUCCUCUGUUGGUCGGCCUGGCCGUCAGUCUAGGUCACAUGGUGGCUGUGAAUGUGACAGGCUGUGGGAUGAAUCCGGCCCGGUCCUUUGGUCCGGCUGCUAUCACACACAACUUCAGCAACCACUGGGUGUUCUGGGCAGGGCCUGGUCUGGGGGCGUGUCUUGCCACUUUCAUGAACGACUUGUUACUACGGCCGCGCUGGCAUCGUCCCAGAGACUGGUUGGCUGAACUAACACAGCUAUAUGUGCUGACAGAAAAGCAGCAGCAGGUGUCGCUGUCACACCCAAAUUAAGGACUCCAUUAGCCUGGCGUAGCAGAAUCAAUUCUGAGUCAGACAGAAUGUGACUCGGGUAAGACCCCAUUGGGAAUUCAUUAUGAGGCAUGUGUCAACUAAAGCUACCUCUGUGAACAAUUAGUCCUGCAACCAAUCAAGAGUCCAGAGAAACAGAAUAAAUGACACUGAACAUGACAUUCUUGACAAAUUCCUUAAUCACUGUGAAAUAUUCAUCCCUUGAAGUUAUUUCGCUGCUAGUAUCUUUUAAAACAGUGUCCGCUGACUCUGAACUCCUUUCUGAUGACAGCCAUUUACUCGUAAACUAAUCCAACACAACAUCUCUCAGACAAUGAGUACCACAGUGUCACUGUUACUCUUCUGACCAUCACCGCUUAAUGCCCUCCCAAACUAUUUGAAUGGCUUGGCAGAUCUUUGCCAGAGGACAGAAUCCAGACCGACUUUCUGCCUCAAAAUAUUUUGUUAGUGGGAACUUCGUUCCAGGUUAUGAUUCCAUAUUACUACAAUUUAUUAAGGGAGGGGUCUGGAUUAUCAAAAUCUUUACUGUAUCUCUUCUGUUCUGACAUAACUAAAAUGUUUAUUUCAGAACAUUUAACUUCAGUUUAUGUUUCAGUGAAAUGUCUGUUAUGUUAAAAUAUGUUAAUUGCAUUAGAGAACCAAGAACAAGUGCUGUUACUUUAUUUAUUACUGCUUACCUUCCAGAAAGUGUCAGUCUGACGAUAUCUAUAACCCUAACCCUAAGCCUAACCCUAGGGUUGGAGCAAGAGUUACGGUGAAAUCCACUACAAAAGAACACAUAAAUUGUUAAAACAAGCAGGAGGACGGCAGUUUAAUUAAAAUUGUCGCCUCUCCGCGUAUUUGUUGAGUUUUAUUUCUUUACUUUGGAAAGUCAAAGUGAGUCACGCUGUCACAGAGGAAGCACUCUCCCUAUCUUGCAACACCUCACUGCAGCCCAGAUGUUUCCUCCUUCACUUAUCUACGACUGUAUGUAACACCCUGCAUGAUGCUUGAUAGCUGCUAUUUUAGCAUGUCCUGACACAUAGCCAGAGUGGACACAGAGAAGACGCUAAUCGCAACAGAGAGGUGCAAGAUGGACUGGACCUUUUAAUGCUGGGCUUGGUUUCAUACAAACAGUGUUUAUCAUGAGAAAAGCGAUGAGUGUAAAAGUACUGAAGUCAGUUAGAAUAAAACUUUGAUGAUGAACCUCUAAAUGAACUACAACGUUGACUAUUUACAGCUGUCAUGUGUUUGAUGGACUGCUCUCAUGUCUAGUUUAGAGAGUCUUUAAAGACUGAGGAGAUUUGUCAGUUAUUGGAACGAGUGUAUGCUUUCCGUUGUUUGCGGAACAAUCUCAUUAAACUUGAAUCUUAACCUUGACAAAGAAAAAGAUUGAACACUCUCAUUAU
Molecule: messenger RNA, 2892 nt
Organism: Mugil cephalus (flathead mullet)
Lineage: Eukaryota; Metazoa; Chordata; Actinopteri; Mugiliformes; Mugilidae
Product: aquaporin-1
Exons: 6
Coding region: 623-1486 (287 amino acids)
Biological process (GO): transmembrane transport
Cellular component (GO): plasma membrane
Molecular function (GO): water channel activity
Source: RefSeq, a predicted model, not a curated record